This is a messenger RNA of Stylonychia lemnae, 1410 nucleotides long. The record is from the annotation of a GenBank genome assembly. Lineage: Eukaryota; Ciliophora; Spirotrichea; Sporadotrichida; Oxytrichidae.
AUGAAGGCAUAAGAUCUCAAAAAAUAGAUUAAUAGAGGUCAAAAUAGCUUAAGCAACGAGAUCAUCCGAUUAAUCAGAGAUAUAAGCAACUUCAAAUUAUCCCAUUCGAGCAUCAUUAACUUUAAAGAAUCAUACUUCACAUAGGACGACUAAUUCAUUGUUAUUACGGAGCUAGCUGAGGACAACUUAAGAUCCUUUAGAGAGGCUAAUCCUGUCAUCAGCAAUGAAGAAAUUGUUGAGAUAAUGCUUCAAUUAAUGAAAGGAAUCAACUACCUUCAUAAACAAAAUGUUUCUCCAAUCGACUUAACUCCUAAAAGCAUUCAAGUAUUGGAAAGUGGAAAGAAAUUCAAACUAAGUAACUAUGGAACUUCUUCCUCUAACGUUGAGUAAAAUGUCAUAGUGGGCAAAAAGUAUUUUAAUGCUCCAGAAAUCGGAAUUGAUGAAGAUAAUACAAACAGCCACUAAGCAGAUAUUUGGUCAGCUGGAGUACUUCUACACUACUUGUGCACAGAAUAAUGCCAAUACGGACCUCAAAAGAAGAGAUUAGCCGACAUAAAAACUCAAGAUCCAGCCUUUGAAUUCAAACUUCCUGAGAGAAGGUAAAUAUUUGAACCGCUUUUGAACAGGAUGUUAAAACUUAAGCCUGACGAAAGACCAUAGUCUCUUGAAAUAAUAUCUGAACUUUGUUUACUUAUCAGUGAUUCUUUGCACAGACACAUUGAUGAGGAGGAGAAAAGUAGUAAUGUGUUGCUAUAAAAUGCAUUCAAAUUGACGCUUAAAUCAUCAAAUGACAAAGUUAAUGAAAUCUUAGCUAAGUUAGGUGAUUUUAACUUUCCUGUUAUUUAAAAUAUCCAUCCUAAUCCUGAUAGAAUCUUUGUACCCACAUUCACUAUAGAUGAAAAUCACCAAUAUCAAGGUGAGAUUGAUAGUUAUACUAGAUAACCAGACGGUAGAGGGAGGAGUAUAUAUUCAGAUGGCUAGCUUUAAGAAGGAAUUUGGUAAGAUGGAAAACUUAGAGGUCUGGGAAGACAAAUAGAUCCAAAGGGUAGUUAUUAUGUCGGUGAGUUUUAAAAUUGCCGAAGGAAUGGAAAAGGUUAAUAUGUCUUCCCAAGUGGAAGUAUGCAAGAGGGAAAUUUCCUUAACGGCAGAAUUGAGGGAUUAGGAUUUUAUUGGUACCACAAUGGCAAUUAUUAUUAUGGCUAGUACGAUGAUGACAAGAGAUGUGGUCUAGGAAUAGCUAAGUAUGAUGAAGAUAUUUUAAUUGGAUAAUGGAAUAAUGGCUAAUCUGAUGGAAUUGUAAUGCAUGUCCCUCAAAAUGGAGACUAAAUUGAAAUAAGAUUAUAUGAAGAUGGGUAACUUCAAUCAACAUUGUUUAGAACUGAAAAUACAUUAUUUGACGCUUCUGAAUGA